CACAGAGCUUUUGCGAAAUUUGUCACAGAUCAGAUAACCAAACCUAUAAAUGUAGAAGUGUACGGAAAAGUCUUCAAAAAAUUGUAUUGUUUCCAAGGCGCAAAAUUUUUCUGGGCUGCACCACUCACAAACGCCAGCUUGCAUCAAUUUCACAUGUGGCAACCAUGCGCAUGCUUUUUAUGAUUUUCACAAUAGCCGAGCGAAGUUUCAAGAUUCCCGAGCUGCCCGCCAACGCCACAACAAACUUGAUACGGCGCCAGACCCACAACUACGGCUACGACUAUAGCAGCAGCCCCACGCAAGUAGAGCUAAGUCGAGAGGCUACCCGUUUGGUAAUCCGCCGUCUCCAGCGCACCGUGCUCCGCCUGAUUCGCGAUCCCGAUUUUAGCAUGUCCGCUGAGGCGAAUCCCAAGCCGGAGGACGAUCACCAGGAUACGCCGUUUGCGGCGAAUCGGAAAGGUUCUACCUCGUCAUCCUCAGCCGGCAAACAGGACUCCAACUGCCGCACUUGCAACGAUUUCAAGUCCUGGUCGAAGCAACAGCGUCUCAUUUCUAACGUGCAGAGCGCCAAGGUGAAGCACAUGGCGGCCGCCGAGAAGGUUGCGACCGUGACCGCCGCCGAGGUUGCAGCUCCCCGCGAUGAUUGUCCCCUGGAUAAGGUUCGUUUGGGCAUUUCAACCUGGGGCCUGCUGCACACCAUGGCCGCCUUCUAUUCAGACAACCCUACGGACACCGAGAAGCGGGACAUGAAAACCUUCUUCGAGGUGCUAUCCCGCCUGUACCCCUGCGAGUUCUGCGCGAAGGACUUUCGCACUGACCUUGAUGUUAACCCCAUCAAUGUGAACUCGCAGAAGGAACUGGCUAUGUGGUUGUGCAAGUUUCACAAUCGCGUUAACGACAAGCUGGGCAAGCCGCUCUUCGAUUGCAGCAAGGUAAACGAGAGAUGGCGAGACGGCUGGCUGGAUGGCUCCUGCGACUAGGCGCCACUGCUUAGAUCUCGUCAAGAAUCACCGGUUGCGGUCUGUUGCCAUGUUGACUAACUUGUCCCACAUAUCGCUCGACAUGCGCAUCGCAGCCACGGAACACGGAACCCAAGCUGAACAGAAAACUGUGCCCGGUGCCGAGGGCCAUUUACCCUGCGUUCCUGGCCAGCGGCACCAUCUUGCGACUUUUGACGGCGUGACAUCAAAUUGAGUUAUAUUGUAAUAGAGCGACACAUCAAAGGUCCCUUGUUAAAUUGUUGGCUGGAUUUGAACUCUCAGAGAAUACACACAUUUUGUUGAA
Molecule: messenger RNA, 1284 nt
Organism: Drosophila ficusphila
Lineage: Eukaryota; Metazoa; Arthropoda; Insecta; Diptera; Drosophilidae
Gene: Alr
Product: FAD-linked sulfhydryl oxidase ALR
Exons: 5
Coding region: 165-980 (271 amino acids)
Cellular component (GO): mitochondrion
Molecular function (GO): flavin-dependent sulfhydryl oxidase activity; flavin adenine dinucleotide binding
Source: RefSeq, a predicted model, not a curated record